Messenger RNA from Polistes canadensis, 2297 nucleotides. It is a transcript of the gene l(2)37Cd, whose product is annotated as general transcription factor 3C polypeptide 5. Gene Ontology annotation, biological process: transcription initiation at RNA polymerase III promoter. Gene Ontology annotation, cellular component: transcription factor TFIIIC complex. Bases 225 to 2246 code for a protein of 673 amino acids. The transcript has 7 exons. The record is from RefSeq and is a predicted model, not a curated record. NCBI's taxonomy places the organism in Eukaryota, Metazoa, Arthropoda, Insecta, Hymenoptera, Vespidae.
AUUUUAUUUAUUUAUGUUUAUAGAAUAAUUAACAUAAAAUAAUGUUAGUAAUGUUGUUUAAAAAUUUGAAAAAGACUUUUUAUACCGCUAAAAAUACAAUCUGCUGCGCAUUCUCGAAUAUAUCUUGACGAGCUGUUAAAGAGGUUACCUAACCUUAAAAACGUGCAUGUUCUGCUUGAUGUUUAUUAUUUUUCAUUCUCAAUUAUUCAUUGUUAAACAAUAACAUGAAUAUUCCUGAUAUUACUAGUGAGGAAGAAUUAUUAGAUAAUGACGACGACAAAGAUUUAGAUUUCGAAAUUCAAAAUUAUGUAAACGAAAUUAAUAAUGAAGACUCAGAUGAAUUUUCGGAUAGUAAUGAUAAAAAUAAAGAAAAUGAUAAUCAAGAUGAAAUAGAAGAGAACAAUUAUGGAGAAGAAGAAAAUGAAUACAUUGGUCCAGUUUUACCGGAUGGACAUAGGUUUGAUAGAAAAUUUACUUGUAUCAAAUAUCCAGGAAAUGUUGUUAAUCCAGACAAAGCUAUCAAAACGUUAGGUGGUAUCGAAGCAAUUUCUACGGCAGUAGAUACUCCCAACAGACGUCUUGAAUUAAGAUUUAGACCAAAUGAUGGAUACACUAAACCAGCGUGUGGUGAUAGACAUUCUAAAAUGGCAUUCUUACUGAGAGUUAGAGUUAAAAAACAUAGGAUUGAUAAAGUACAAGAAAAUGCUCAGAAAUCUAAAGAUAAUACAAAUGUAGAAAUUAUGAAAAAUGUAAUGAAAAAUAUGUCUUUGAGUAAUAAUAGUUCUAAAAGUAACGUCGAACAAAAUGACAUUCAAAAUGAGCAGCAAGAAGACUCAAAGAAAGAUAAUAUUGUAACAGAUUUAGUCAAACAAAUACAAAAUUGUAAUUUAUCGACAAUGACUGACAUUGAAAGUUCUAGCAAAGAAUCUUCUAAUAAAAUUUCUGAUAUUUUACCGGACGCGAACAAGAAUUUUUCGGAAGAGAAACAAAAUAUCAAACCAACUUUUGAUCGUAACAAAUAUGAAGAUCUUUCUCAAGAUGAACAAUACGAAUUACCAAAAUUAAAAAUAUUAGGAAGAAUCGAUACUGAAUUUCAAUUUAAUAAUUUGUGUGAUUUUCAAUAUUUGACAAUGACAGAAAAGAAAGAUAAUCCAAAAGCAUUGGAAUCUAUAUACGAUAAAAUACAUCCAACUGGUAUUCCACCUUAUUCUUGGUUAAAAAAUGAUGUACCUUAUUUCUUACCACCAGCUGCAUUCAGCAGAAUGGACAGUGUACAUCAAUACGUACCAAAAACUGAAACUAAUUCGUUAUCGGAAAAUGUCAUUGGAAAAAAUAAAAAACGUAGAGGAGGUUUUGUCAAUUUUAUUUGUUUCAAGACUCAAGGUGUUCCUACUAAACCACCCCAUGGUAUUGAGACUGCUAUGAGAGUGAAAUUUUUACAAAAUAUGCAUCUAGAUAAAAUUCGUCAAAUGUUCGAGGAAAGACCAAUUUGGUCAAAAAAUGCUAUAUUAUAUAACACAAAGUUCACAACGGAACAAUUAAAAAUAUUGUUACCCUCUGUUGCAUAUUACUUUAUAACAGGUCCUUGGAGAAUUAUGUGGAUUCGUCUAGGCUAUGAUCCUAGGAAAGAUAUUACAGCUAGAAAAUAUCAAACCUUAGAUUAUAGACUGAGAGCUAUGCGUGGAUUAGGUUCUACAAUAAAAUGUAAAAGAAAUUAUUCGGAAUAUACAUUACCGUACAAAUCUGCUCCAGCAGCUAAACCGAAGACUAGUAUACUUACACCGAAUAUAAGUAUGGAACCAAAUGAGACAAAGGAAACCGAAAUGAGUGAAAAUAUGUAUAUUUACAGAGAAGGCAUGGUUCCUCCUUCAAGACAAAUGUUUUAUCAGUAUUGUGAUAUUCUCGUGGACGAGGUACAAGAAAUGUUGGCAAAACUUCCUGAUCCUUUGCCUGGUACAAGAUGUCAUGAGAAAAGGGGCUGGUUACCAAGUGGUUUUGAUAGCCAAUGUAGAGAAAUAAUUAAUAGACAAAUUCGAAAUGUUUUGAGAAAACAAUUGAACAUACCAGAAGAUCAUCCUACGACACUUCCACGAAAACGAAAAUGGGGACCGGGUUGUAGAAUAAAUAGGAUUAAUUAUAAGAAAAAGAAAACAAAUGCAAAUGCCGAACCAUCUACUUCUGAAGCUCGUGUAAAAACUUUAUCAGAAUCGAGCGAAGGAAAAGAGACUGUUAUUAAUAAUGAAUAAAAUGUACAUUAUUUAGAUCAUUUUUCUUUUAUACUGAUAUUAUGUAUAUAU